AUGAGACUAGAAGAAGAGAAAUGGGGCUCAUUUUACCACCUCGGCGAUUUGGCAGAAGCCAGCCCAGAAGAACAAGAGUUAGUCGAGGCGUUGACCCAUAGUCUGGUAGGAGGCAAAGGUGAGCAGCCUCUUAUGUCUGACUUUGUCCACAGGAUGAAUGUAGUACCCAACUUCCGACUCCUGCGUUCAGGGAAACCUGAUAUGUCACUAACCGACUUGAUCAAGAUAGAAGGUCAGCUGUCGCUCGAAGAUGAAGCCUUCGGACCAUUUAAUGGACCUUAUUGGAUUGGAGAUGAAGCAGGCCAAGGGGGUCUUGGGGUAAACCUGGAGAAGAAAAUAGCGACGCUCAGGAGCGGCGAAAACAACGGGUCAGACUCAAGCUGGGAGGUUGCGGUCCAGAAUCCUAGGAUGGAUAUAUUUACAGUGAACAGCGUGAAAAAGAAGCCACAAAAUGAGAGCACCGUGACGGUUGAGAACAGCCCUAAGUGCAAGCCAUAUCCGCCAGCUGAAAAUCUCACGAUCGACGUGAACGAGCUCAAGAAGAGGAUCCAAGGAUUUGGCCCCCGUUAA
Messenger RNA from Arthroderma uncinatum, 570 nucleotides. RefSeq lists its product as uncharacterized. Lineage: Eukaryota; Fungi; Ascomycota; Eurotiomycetes; Onygenales; Arthrodermataceae. The record is from RefSeq and is a predicted model, not a curated record. Bases 1 to 570 code for a protein of 189 amino acids. The transcript has 2 exons.